This is a messenger RNA of Williopsis jadinii, 570 nucleotides long. RefSeq lists its product as uncharacterized. The record is from RefSeq and is a predicted model, not a curated record. NCBI's taxonomy places the organism in Eukaryota, Fungi, Ascomycota, Saccharomycetes, Phaffomycetales, Wickerhamomycetaceae. The transcript has a single exon. The coding region runs from base 1 to 570 and encodes 189 amino acids.
AUGUUUCAGUUCUUCAAGAUUGGAAUCAGAUGUGUUUGGUACACCGUAUGGUUCAUCUUGGUCGUCCUAUUGUCGAUAUCCACGGUUAACAUCUCUGCCCUGUGGUUUCUGCUGGUUAUACUGGGGGUUGUCAAGUCCAAGAGAGAUACACCCAGACCCAAGCCUGCUCUACCCAAGCCUCGGUGUGUCACAAGAAACGACAUUGAUUGCUUUUCACCAGACUAUGACUCCGACUGGGCACUCGGGUUCGAAUAUACAAACCCAGACCACUCCUUCUGCAAGAGGUUCAAACCAAGACAAGAUUCUGAGCUGUCUCGAGGUAAGGAAACCUGUUGUAUAUGUAUUGAAGGGUACACAUCUAGCCAAAUGGUGUUGGAGCUACCCUGUGGGCAUCGCUACCAUUAUGGGUGUAUACUCAGCCAUAGGGUGAGCAAGACGGAACAGCUCGGGUUCUACGACGACUUGAAGGAGUUUGCGUGUCUACUGUGUCGUCUGAACGUAAUGAAGCACUAUUUAUAUUACAGAGAACAUGGUUGGACCGUGGAUGAGGUGCCAUAUGAGAACAAAUAG